Messenger RNA from Schistosoma margrebowiei, 633 nucleotides. The record is from the annotation of a GenBank genome assembly. Lineage: Eukaryota; Metazoa; Platyhelminthes; Trematoda; Strigeidida; Schistosomatidae.
AUGACAGAUCUCUUAUCAUCAUCAUCAUCAUCAUCAUCAUCAUCAUCAUCAUCAUCAUCAUCAUCAUCAUCAUCAUCAUCAUCAUCAUCAUCAUCAUCAUCAUCAUCAUCAUCAUCAUCAUCAUCAUCAUCAUCAUCAUCAUCAUCAUCAUCAUCAUCAUCAUCAUCAUCAUCAUCAUCAUCAUCAUCAUCAUCAUCAUCAUCAUCAUCAUCAUCAUCAUCAUCAUCAUCAUCAUCAUCAUCAUCAUCAUCAUCAUCAUCAUCAUCAUCAUCAUCAUCAUCAUCAUCAUCAUCAUCAUCAUCAUCAUCAUCAUCAUCAUCAUCAUCAUCAUCAUCAUCAUCAUCAUCAUCAUCAUCAUCAUCAUCAUCAUCAUCAUCAUCAUCAUCAUCAUCAUCAUCAUCAUCAUCAUCAUCAUCAUCAUCAUCAUCAUCAUCAUCAUCAUCAUCAUCAUCAUCAUCAUCAUCAUCAUCAUCAUCAUCAUCAUCAUCAUCAUCAUCAUUGGUUUAUUCAAUAUGUCGUAGAUUACAGCUUUACAUUCCAAAUCUCAUUAUUAGCAUUAUUGUUCUGGUUAAUCUUCAUUCAUUAUGUAGCGAACGAGAACAAACAAGUGGAGUCAAUCAAAUGUAUUUUUGA